AUGCCUCUCGCCCGGCGAUCAACCCUGACUGCAAUCUCGCUGCUCGCCCUUUGCCUGGCCUUCUACUACCUUGCCUGGCAGCCCGGCUUGCCGCACCUGCGCUCGUCUCGCCCGCGCCCACCGUCGACCACCGCGCCAUACGAUCAUGUCGAUGACUUUACGAGGCCAUCCGUCGGCCCCGCCAGCUCCGCCGCUGCUCCACUGCGCGCCCUCACUCCUGACGAAGAUCCCUUCCGUCCCGGCGUCCCGAAGCCCGACGGCAACUACUCGCGCGUGCUCGUCGUGCCCCGCAUGAAGGGCGAGGACGUCUCGUGGAUCGACGACGUCCGCGAGGAGCUGCCCGACCUGCAGACGGCCGUCUACGUCAUGGACGACCCCUGGGCUGACUUCCGCGUGCCUAAGAAUAAGGGCCGCGAGUCCAUGGCCUACCUGACCUACGUGAUCGACCACUACGAUGAUCUACCCGACGUCGUGCUGUUCUUCCACGCCCACAAGGUCGGAUGGCACAAUCUGUUGAUCCUGGGCCAGGACUCGGCUGAAAUGCUGAAGAUGCUCCGUGUCGAGCGCAUCUGGAGGACCGGCUACAUGCCCUUUAGGUGCGAUGCCAAGCCUGGAUGUCCGGACUGGUUGCAUCUGGAUCGGCCCGAAGUCGAUUUCGACGAGCAUCUCCGCAUGGAGGAGAAGUACUACACUCCGCAGAUCUGGAGGGAGCUCCAUCCGCCGGGCUUGGGUGGGAUGGGCGAGAUGCACCGCGUGCCGGGCGUGCUGAGCGCGCCUUGCUGCGCCCAGUUCGGAGUAUCUCGGGAUCGUAUUCGGGCAAAUCCCAAGGAGAUGUACGAGCACUACCGGACUUGGCUGUUGAAGACGGACCUGGAUGACCAGUACGCGGGCCGCAUCAUGGAGUACACAUGGCACUACAUCUUCACCAGGCAGUACCAGUUCUGCCCGUCACCGCACACUUGCUACUGCGAUGGUUACGGCAUCUGCUUCGGUUCGCAAAUUGAAUACGACAAGUAUGCCGAAAAGGAGGAGCGCAAAUGGGAGAUUUGGGACAUUUUGAACAGUCGGCCAGGCGAGGCUGCUGAGAGGGAGGCCCAGGUGGAAUUGAGAGACCUUGAGGCGGUGAUGGAUUCGAUGAAGAGUGAGGCCAUAAAGCGCGGAAAGAGCGAGGAGGCAAGGAGGCUUGAAAGGGAACGUAUUCCUCUGCACUAG
Messenger RNA from Lasiodiplodia theobromae, 1212 nucleotides. RefSeq lists its product as uncharacterized. Lineage: Eukaryota; Fungi; Ascomycota; Dothideomycetes; Botryosphaeriales; Botryosphaeriaceae. Bases 1 to 1212 code for a protein of 403 amino acids. The record is from RefSeq and is a predicted model, not a curated record. The transcript has 2 exons.